Molecule: messenger RNA, 2871 nt
Organism: Paralichthys olivaceus (Japanese flounder)
Lineage: Eukaryota; Metazoa; Chordata; Actinopteri; Pleuronectiformes; Paralichthyidae
Source: RefSeq, a predicted model, not a curated record
UCGUGUCCGCCGCAGACACGGAUCCUGUGAGUCGUGCACAACUUGUGGAUCCGCUCAGGCUCGUUCAGGGCUGAUGUGGAGACGUCAGGAAGGUUUGGUGUUGAAAAGGCUGCAGCGCGACACAAACGUCUCCCCCUGAGUGUGAGAGAGUCGCGGAUGGAUGAAGUGAUGACGGAGCCCUGAGCCACAGUGAGAGAGCGUGCACACACACGUCAGCUCGGGGAGGGCAAAGCCUGCUUAAAAUGCAGUGAAUGUGACAGCAGAGUCCAGACGACAGCGGCGUGUGGACGGAAAGGUGAGCGUGAAAAGUGCGGGUGGGGGGGCACGAACAUGUCAGAGGAACCGGUCCAUCCGCAGACGUGACGCCGGCACCGGGAGGACACAGAGGGGGACGCGCGGAGACGCUCGGCUGCUUCCCAAAUACGCGCGGAGGAGUCGGAGGGGACGUGAGAGGACCGAGGUGCGGGGAGCGUCGCCCUCGUCUCGGGGGGUGGGGGGAAGAUGACAGUGGUGCCCGGAGAGAACCUGGAUGAGACUGUGGCACUGGCCGCGCUGUCCGCCCAGGAUGUGUACGACCCGGAGCGAGCCGAGAACCAGGAGUGCUGCGAGCGGGUGGUCAUCAACAUCUCCGGGCUGCGCUUCGAGACGCAGCUGAAGACGCUCGCCCAGUUCCCGUGCACGUUGCUCGGGGACCCGCGCAAGAGGAUGCGCUUCUUCGACCCGCUGAGGAACGAGUACUUCUUCGACAGGAACCGACCCAGCUUCGAUGCCAUCCUCUAUUACUACCAGUCCGGGGGGCGGCUCCGGAGACCCGUCAACGUGCCAGUGGACAUUUUCAUGGAGGAGAUUAAAUUUUACGAACUUGGGGAGGAGGUGAUUGAGAAUUUCAAGGAGGAUGAGGGGUUCAUCAAGGAGGAGGAGCGCCCGCUGCCAGAGAACGAGUUCCAGCGGCAGGUCUGGCUCCUGUUCGAGUACCCGGAGAGCUCCGGACCCGCCCGGGGCAUCGCCAUCGUGUCCGUGCUCGUCAUCCUCAUCUCCAUUGUGAUUUUCUGCCUGGAGACUUUACCGGAGUUCAGAGAGGAGGCCCGGACGUUAGACGAGCACCUGCUGGUGAACGGAACCGCGCGCGUAAAGAAGCCAAACCCGUUCACAGACCCGUUCUUCAUCGUGGAGACUCUCUGCAUCAUCUGGUUCUCUUUCGAGCUGCUCGUCCGGUUCCUGGCGUGUCCGAGCAAACCCGCGUUCUUCAAGAACAUCAUGAACACCAUCGACAUCGUGGCCAUCAUGCCCUACUUCAUCACCCUGGGGCUGGAGCUGGCCGAGCACCAGGGCAACGGGCAGCAGGCCAUGUCCCUGGCCAUCCUGAGGGUCAUCCGCCUGGUGCGGGUCUUCAGGAUCUUCAAGCUCUCCAGACACUCCAAGGGGCUCCAGAUCCUGGGCAAGACCCUGCAGGCCAGCAUGCGGGAGCUGGGCCUCCUCAUCUUCUUCCUCUUCAUCGGGGUCAUCCUCUUCUCCAGCGCCGUGUACUUCGCGGAGACCGACGACCCUGACUCGGGGUUCAGCAGCAUCCCGGACGCCUUCUGGUGGGCGGUGGUGUCCAUGACCACGGUGGGCUACGGGGACAUGUGUCCGGUCACCAUCGGGGGUAAGAUCGUGGGCUCCCUGUGCGCCAUCGCCGGCGUGCUCACCAUCGCGCUGCCGGUGCCGGUCAUCGUGUCCAACUUCAACUACUUCUACCACCGGGAGACGGAGCACGAGGAGCAGCUGCAGUACACGCACGUCACCUGCGGUCAGCAGCAGCCGCAGUUCGGGGAGUUCAGGAGGAGCGACAGCAAACCGUCCCUGUGCAAGUCCGACUACCUGGACAGCGAGGACGCGGACUCCAUCAAAUACACCAACUGCAGCCCGCACAAAGCCUGCACCGGGAAGCUCACCGACGUGUGACCGAGCCGACACGACGCGUCACCGGGGCGCGCAGAGGGAACCUGUCUGUGCCAUCACCAACAUCCGUGCGCUCUGGUUCGAGUCCAGCUUCUUUCUUCUGCCACCACAGGGAACCAGAGGACGGAUUGAAUCACGUUCACCCCUGACACCGUCUUCCAUUCAUGCGUCCUGGCCCGGAGGGGAUCGAACUGUAGCCACGUGUAGCACUUUAUUGUUUUGACUCUCAACCUGUCUCUUAGUAAAUUAGUAAUUUAUGAAGGUUUAAAGUUUACAUUUGAUUUCCUGUCGCUCUGCAGCAGAGACACAGCACGUGAGGACCAACUCCAUCCAAAUCUACAGGCUGACACACGCACACGCACACGCACACCUGUUAUUUCGGCCUCAUGUAUUUUCCAGUCAGGCUCAGAGUCUCCUGUGACUCCAUGUUUGAGUUUGAAUCAGGCUCCUGCACGUAGAACCUGCAAGACAAGCACCGGGGCACAUGCACUUUGUCGUUAACGUGCACUCUGUUGUUGACGUGCACGUGCACAGGCUUCGGGAGGUUUGUUAUGAAAACCAGGCGCAGCUUCUCCAAGCCAGGAGCGCCCCCGCGUGGAUGAGAACAGACGCUGCAUCCUUUUCUGGUGGAUGCAGUUUCUAUAGCAACCUCCCAGACUUCUUUAUUGUCUGCCACAGGAGCUGAGAGGAGGACGCAGGAUGGAGGAGUCGAGACGAGGCCAGGAAACCACCAUGUUGUGGAAGCCUCCAUGUUGUUUGAGGAGCGAGACGUCGUUUCUAUCAUCGGCUGAAAACCAUCGAACAUCAUAUUUACACACAGUCGACGUGUUAAACCUUAUUCACACUGAGAAGAUGAAUCAUACACACGAUCCACACUGAGCGGAAAAUAUUAGGAUCGUCUGUGCUUGAGGAUUUAAAUAUAUCAGAUAA